AUGCGUAUUUUUUUCACUGCAGUGUCUUCAUUGAAAUUCUUGUCCAACACACGGUGUAUUUUUGUUUUUGCACGUUCAUACACCCGAGUAAAAAACCGUCUCUUUACCUUAACCAUUCAGUUUAAGGAUAUAAAAAAUGAUUGUUAAUAAGAUAGUAGUACUAUUUUUGGCAAGUAAGGCACAUGAACUAAUGCAACAAGAUGUCAAAGUGGUGUUUUGCUUCCCAAACUUAAGAGUUCAAAAUUUGUAAUUGUAAGCGAUGAUGGGAAAGCUAAAGGUGUAUGCGGAUCAAAUGUCCCAGCCUUCUCGAGCAGUUCUCAUAUUCUGCAGGUUUAACGGAAUUGACUUUGAGGAGAUUAAAGUUGACAUUUCCAAACGCCACCACCUUUCUCCUGAAUUUAGAGAAAUCAACCCUCUGCAGAAAGUUCCGGCUAUAGUUCAUGGAAGCUUCAAUCUCUCCGAGAGCCAUGCAAUCCUUGUCUAUCUUGCUUCUGCUUUUCCUGGAAUUGCUGACCACUGGUAUCCAAGCAAUCUUUUCAGGAGAGCCAAAAUUAACUCAGUAAUGGAUUGGCAUCACUCUAAUUUACAACACGGAGCAGCGAACUAUGUAAUAAAUACUGUACUAGGACCGGCAACUGGCCGUCCACUUAGUCCAAAAGCAGCUGCUGAAGCUGAGAAAGUUCUAUUAUCUUCUUUAUCAAAACUAGAGAAUAUUUGGCUCAAUGGAGAUGGACACUUCCUGCUUGGUGUCUCUCAGCCAUCUAUAGCAUAUCUCAGCAUGGUUUGUGAACUCAUGCAACUUGAGGUUUUGGAUGAGAAGGAUCACAGUCGUAUAUUAUCACCAUACAAGAAAGUUCUUCAGUGGAUUGAGGAUACGAGAACUGCAACAAAUCCUCACUUUGAAGAAGUGCAUAAUAUCCUUUAUAGAGCUAAAAAGAAAUUUGAACAGCAGCGUUCAAGGGUAGCUGAAACUGGGACUGAGCCUAGCAACAAGAUGGGGGGGCAUUCAAAGAUGUGAAAGCUAUGCCUUUAUCUUUGCUGCUAGACUGACAACAUAAUCAUAGUCAUAGCCUUUUCUUUCAUCAGGCUUGAGCCUUGGGUUUCUGGCUUUGCUUUGUUGGCUUUAAUAGCUUUAUAUCUUCCUAUAAAGACACAAAUGCUAGACCACCAUGCUCAAUUGUUGAGUAAUUCACACGCCCAUAAGAAGAUUUUGACAGUGAAGUAAUGUUGCUGUACAUGGCAACUGCAUAUCCUGCUUCUAUCUUUUCUCAACCAAAUGGGCCAACAAUUGUGUAUGUUCAUUUUGUAAAUGGUGUUGGUGCUUUGUACUUGGAGGUGAUCUAUUAUUCACAUUUAAAGAAGAAAAAAAACUACUAAUUUGUCUGUGUCAAACAUUGAAUUAAGUCUAAAUAUUUGAAAUGAUAUAUCUUUGCAUGUGGCAAAUUGAGA
Messenger RNA from Glycine soja, 1449 nucleotides. Its product is annotated as glutathione S-transferase T1-like. NCBI's taxonomy places the organism in Eukaryota, Viridiplantae, Streptophyta, Magnoliopsida, Fabales, Fabaceae. The transcript has 7 exons. The record is from RefSeq and is a predicted model, not a curated record. The coding region runs from base 260 to 1018 and encodes 252 amino acids.